GCGUCCAAGUACCUGAUGUUAAUCUGUUUGUAUUUUACCACUGUGUGUGUGUGUGUGUGUGUGUGUGUGUGUGUGUGUGUGCAGGGGGAUGGAACUGGGGUGUGCAGCAUCUACAGAGGUCCUUUUGCAGAUGAAAACUUCAAGAUGAAGCACUCCGCUCCAGGUCUCCUGGCUAUGGCUAACAGUGGGCCCGGUACUAAUGGAUGCCAGUUCUUCAUCACCUGCACAAAAUGUGAUUGGCUGGAUGGGAAGCACGUGGUGUUUGGCAAGGUGGUGGACGGACUGCUGGUCAUGAGGAAAAUCGAGAACGUUCCUACGGGCCCCAACAACAAGCCCAAGCUGCCCAUACUCGUAGCCCAGUGUGGGGAGAUGUAACCACCCCGGCGCCCUCCUGCCCUUCCUCCACCCCGGCGCCCUCCUGCCCUUCCUCCACCUGUUUGGACCGACUUCUUUUUCUACUCCGACUUCCUCCCCGUGUGUGGAAAUAUUUUUACUUACAAUAAUGAAAGUGUGUGUGUGUGUGUGCGUGUGUGUGUGUAUAUAUGUAAUCUUCAUGUUGUCCCCAAGAUGUCGAUGUUGACAUGAGUAGAAGUGGUGUGUGUAUGCUGGAGUGGGGAUGGAGGAUGUGGUGUGUAUGAGAGACCCCCCCCCCCCCUCCCGCAGUAGUAGACCCCCGUCCCCCACCAGUAGUAGACCCCCCCCCCGCAGUAGUAGACCCCCUGGGAGAUGCGAAGGACUGCUGCUUUACUUUGGAGCUGGCUAAAACACAUGGAAAAUAAUCUGAUUUAAUGUUCAGAACAAUUUCAAAUAUACAGUGCUGCCAAACA
This is a messenger RNA of Clupea harengus (Atlantic herring), 827 nucleotides long. RefSeq names its product peptidyl-prolyl cis-trans isomerase H-like (gene ppih). The coding region runs from base 16 to 375 and encodes 119 amino acids. The transcript is spliced from 4 exons. Gene Ontology annotation, molecular function: peptidyl-prolyl cis-trans isomerase activity; cyclosporin A binding. Gene Ontology annotation, cellular component: cytoplasm; intracellular membrane-bounded organelle. The record is from RefSeq and is a predicted model, not a curated record. Lineage: Eukaryota; Metazoa; Chordata; Actinopteri; Clupeiformes; Clupeidae. Gene Ontology annotation, biological process: protein folding; protein peptidyl-prolyl isomerization.